This is a messenger RNA of Annulohypoxylon maeteangense, 2001 nucleotides long. RefSeq lists its product as uncharacterized. The coding region runs from base 611 to 1858 and encodes 415 amino acids. The record is from RefSeq and is a predicted model, not a curated record. Gene Ontology annotation, cellular component: RNA polymerase I upstream activating factor complex. The transcript has a single exon. Gene Ontology annotation, biological process: transcription initiation at RNA polymerase I promoter; nucleolar large rRNA transcription by RNA polymerase I. Lineage: Eukaryota; Fungi; Ascomycota; Sordariomycetes; Xylariales; Hypoxylaceae. Gene Ontology annotation, molecular function: rDNA binding; RNA polymerase I general transcription initiation factor activity.
AAACGACUCCGAGUACAACCCCAGCAGCAGCGACUCCUCCCCCCCCGCCCAGCGGAAGCGGCAGCGGAGACCAACCUCUCCCCCAUCCGCCCCAGCUCCAGCCCCUAAACGACAAAAAGGCGUUUUCAACCCGCAGUACCUGCACCUCCUAAACGAGGACAUCGCCGACGCAGCAUCCGGGCUCCCAAGUGAAGCGACAACCCCCACCUUUCCCCUGAACGAGCUCAAGCCCACCCAACUGGGCGCUGUAUCCUGGUCCGUAUCGGAGAAGCAAGCUUUCUUCGUCGCCCUAGCACGUCUAGGCCGCGAUGACGCAGCCGGAAUCGCUUCGCGGAUCGGGAGUAAGAGUGUCCUCGAGGUGCAGCAGUACCUUCACUAUUUAUCCGCUGCGGACCGCGCCCGGCGUUCUGAAAGUAAACGGCGCCGAGACAUCGGGCCGCUAGCUAUUCCCUCAGCCGUAGAGCUUAGUGCGGAACUCACGGUUGCUUUGGAUGCGGCGGCCGAUGCGCUCGCCCUGCGGCAGGAGACGUACGAGGCGUCGCUAGAGCAGAAGCGUUGGGGUGGGCGAUGGCUCGUGACGGAGCCGCUAGCGCAGGUAUUCGCGUCGCGGAUGCGGGCGCAGACGAGGGGGGAAACCGAUCCGUCUCACAACCACUCCGACCUCCCACCCUUCGCAGAGCUAUUCCACCUCCGCAACUGGCUCAGGCUUUCGGACCGCGUUUUCAUGAAUUCAACCGUAGAGGACGGGAACUGGCGCUUUGCGUCGGGUGAGCCCGAGGCUAAAGAGCGCCCCGCGAUACGGGCCACGGCGCUGGCGGAUUUUCACUCGCUGACGCUGAGUAUUACGAGGCGGCUUAUGAGCGCGGCGUUGUAUGUAGCGAGUUCGAGGAUACGGAUGAAGCGUGCGAGGGACCCGACGCGGCAUAGUGCGCUUGUGAAGAAGAACGAUGUCUGGGCCGCGGCAGCGAGUGUGGGGCUGAAGGAGGGUAGUCGAGAGUUUUGGGCGCGGGCUGCGAGGAGGUUGAGGUUGGAUGUAAUUGAUGACGAAGACGAAGGUGACAUAAGUGAAGAGGGAGAGGGGGAUGAUGAAAAUGAAGUGGAGGAGGAUGAGGAUGAAGACCUAUCAGAGGAAGGAGAAGAUCAAGAUAUGGGUGUUGACACUAUAUCCGAAGACGACAUAAUUGAAGCGGAAGAAGCUAUCCCCGGCAUAGAAGAACAAGAACAAGAAGACUCUGGUUACGACAUAAUGACCUACGACGCCGUCGAAGCCGCCCUCGGCUUCCCAAACCCCAACACAAAUCCAAUAAGCGACCCCCUCGACGAACCAGGACCUACCUCCAAGUCCGGAUUCAGUACCACAAUCGACUCACCCCCCACCUCCGACUCCGACUCCGAUGCCACCUCAGAAACCUCCGAAAUCAACGAUCCAGAACAUCAAGACCCAGACCCAGACCCAGACUCAAACCGCCCACCCUCGCCCCCAAUCGACAGCGCCCUCCUCUCCGCCGAUCUAAACGAAGCCCUAACCUACAGCGCACUAGACUACAUCCCGACCUCGCGGUCCAAGCAAGCGCUCAUCCACCGCCUCAAAGCGGAACAACACCUAUGGGCGGACGCGGACGCCCUCGAUGCCGCGACCAGCGCGGCUGAAGAGGCGCGUUUAUGGGGUAUGCUACGGGGUGAACCCGCCAAGUCCGAGACCGAGUCACCUAAGCCGGACCCGAGGCUAGUUCUAGGUAGCACUGGGAAGAAGUCCGGCUUGGAAGAUCAGGGUGAGGAUUGGAGGGAUUGGACGGAGUAUUACAGCGCGUGGGAGUUUACUGCGGAGCGGAGUCGUUUGGAGAGUUACGAUGACUGAGGCAUCAUAAUAUACCUACCUACAAAUCAGGGAGGUGUUCGUAUAUAUCCCACUUUCGAACACCAACUAGAACUUACUCUUGCAACACCCACCUAAUUAGUUCAAAUAAUCACCUCAAAAAAAAGUUCAGUAACCAGAAAAAC